Molecule: messenger RNA, 7201 nt
Organism: Siniperca chuatsi (mandarin fish)
Lineage: Eukaryota; Metazoa; Chordata; Actinopteri; Centrarchiformes; Sinipercidae
Gene: mcf2la
Product: mcf.2 cell line derived transforming sequence-like a
Exons: 35
Coding region: 621-4097 (1158 amino acids)
Biological process (GO): intracellular signal transduction; positive regulation of Rho protein signal transduction
Cellular component (GO): cytoplasm; extrinsic component of membrane
Molecular function (GO): guanyl-nucleotide exchange factor activity; protein binding
Source: RefSeq, a predicted model, not a curated record
CCCUUCAUUAUUUCAUCCUUGCUGUCUCCCUCCUUCCUUUCACUCUUCUUCAUCUGAUUUCAAUCUAAUCAGGAGUGUUUGAAAUGUAGGUGGGUUUUUCCACCUAUGCCAGUGUAUGUACAGCUUGAACAGUCACACUCUACUCUUAAUCUCAAACUCUUUCAAGUUCAAGUUAUUCAGAUAGCUUAGUAAAAAGCUCUUGGAAAGAUCCUGGGCAAACAGACUAACCAAAAUGUCCUCCUACAAGACGAGGAAGGAAAGGAGGAGGAGGCGGCAGCAGUACUGAACUGGGUCAAACUAAUUGGGUAGACGGAGCUGUUUGGCUUGGUUUGGGAAUAACGUGCAGGACGCACGGAGGCAGCGCAGCUCUGUCGGCAGGCAUACUAAUUAAUCCACAGAGCUAUUACUGAAGGUUCCUUAUGAAGUCGUUAGCACACCAAACUCCAUUAACAAUCGGAUGUACAGUUUGUUAAGCAGAGGCAAUCCAAGCCUGCCUGGUCUCCUUUAUUUGAAAUGGAAACACAUAUUUGUAGUGGUGGAAACCUGAAGUUGAAACUGAAAGAGCUUUUAAGUUCAUGUGAAGAGGAAAGUCUGCUGAGUUUUGGUGUCCAGGGGCGAGGAUGGGUGUGCGGCUGUCUGUACCAGAAGACCUGGAGCCAUCGCUGGAGGUGCUGUCAACAAGCAGUGAUGACAUUCUGCAGAGGGAGGAUGGUCCUCUGUGUGCAGCAGAAAUUGGCUCUGAACUCCAGAAACAGUUUGCCAUCCUGCCAGGGGGCCGCGCGAUGAACGGCAGCCCCAUCGUCGUAUUCCCAGAAUUCCCAGCUUUCAGCGAGCUGGAGGAGGAGGAGGUCCAAAAUGUCCUCAACUACCUCACCAGCGUCCCCAGCGUUGCAGCAUCAGGAGUGGGUUUCAUCCUGGUCAUUGACAGACGACUGGACCGAUGGGCUGCCGUCAGGACUACCCUGCUCCGCAUCGCUGGUUCAUUUCCAGGGAACUUACACUUGGUUCUGGUGUUGCGUCCCACUACUUUGCUCCAGAGGACUCUGUCAGACUUCCUGUUCAAGUACAACAAGGAUGAGUUCAAAAUGAAGGUGGUGAUGCUUAGUUCGGUGACUGAGCUCCAUGCCUACAUUGACCCAGGACAACUGACCACAGAGCUGGGAGGCACGCAGGAAUACUGCCAUGACAGCUGGAUCUCACACCGCACUGCAAUCGAGGCAUUCGCCCUCAUGGUGAAGACCACGGCUCAGACCCUGCAGGCGUUUGGCACUGAGCUUGCAGAGACAGAAUUACCUAACGAUGCCGAGGCCACCACCAACCUGCUGCACACACACACUCUGAAGAAGGAUCAAAUGAAGGAGGACCUGCAGGUGGCGCUGACUCAAGGGAGACGCCUGUUGGAGUGUAUCAACGAGCCUCUACAGACAGACCCUGAAUACAGCAUGACCUACGAUGAACUGGAAAACUUAGCUACUGUUCAGAGACUCCUGGGUCAGCUGGACGAAACGGAGACAGCAUUUGAUGAUUUCUGGGAGCGUCACCGCACCAAGCUGGAACAGUGUUUACAGCUCCGCCAUUUUGAACAGCACUUCCGUGAAGUGCGCGCCCAGCUUGAUGUGGCAUCAGAGCGAUUGUCGGGUUUUUCUGAGGUCAGCGUAAGCCCCGCCCAUGCUGAGCACGUCCUCCGAGAGCUCAGCUGCCAUGAGGACAAGGCUUUUGACGUACUAGACCGCGCCCUGUCCCUGGCCGUUGAAGGUGACAGGCUGAUAGAAAAUUCCCACUAUGCCGAGGACUCCAUCAGGCCGAAGUGCAGCGAGCUGAGAGGAGUGUGCGAGGAGAUCAGCUCCACUCUGAGGAGCAAGAAGAGCCUCCUGCUCAGGGCAAUGGAGUUCCACCACGCUCUGGAGAAGGCAUCACGAUGGUGUGAGGAGGGCAUCUUCCUGUUGGCCAGCCAGCCAGUGGACCGCUGUCAGUCUCAGGAUGGAGCUGAAGCAGCUCUGCAAGAACUGGAGCGAUACCUGGACACAGCACCGCUACACACCCUCGCCGACCGCAGCGCCAUCUGUUGCCAGUAUGAGGCGGUGCUCACCACUCAGCUCAGGGACCAAGUAGAGAGAGUUUUCCAGAAGCAAAGCUCUGUCCAGGAGAUGUUUGAGAAGAGACGCGUCAGCCUGAAGAAACUCGCCGCCAAACAGACCAGACCAGUCCAGCCAGUAGCACCAAGACCUGAAGUGAAGUCUCCACUCUCCUCUCCCAAUCAACAGCGAAAAGAGAGAAGAUAUUCUGCAGAUAAUGCCAUCUGCAAAAAGGUGGAGUCUCCCUUACAUAACGGUGGCACCAGACAUGCUUCUCUCUCAGAAGAAGAAGAAAACCUGGCAGUACUUCGGCGCCACGUGAUGAAUGAACUGCUAGAGACGGAGAGAGCAUAUGUGGAGGAGCUACUGUGUGUGCUGGAGGGCUAUGCAGCAGAGAUGGACAACCCUGCCAUGGCUCACCUCAUCCCCAGCGCCCUGCUCAGCAAGAAGGACGUCCUGUUUGGCAACAUGUCUGAAAUCUACCAGUUUCAUAAGAGGACGUUUCUAAAGGAACUCGAAGCAUACACUGACUGCCCAGAACUAGUGGGCCGCUGCUUUUUAGAGAGGAUGAAGGACCUGCAGAUCUACGAGGCUUACUGCCAGAAUAAACCUCGCUCUGAAAGCUUGUGGAGGCAGUGCUCCGACUGUGCCUUCUUCCAGGAGUGCCAGAAGAAGCUGGAACAUAAACUUGGUUUGGACUCCUACCUCCUUAAACCUGUCCAGAGAAUCACCAAGUACCAGCUACUGCUUAAGGAGCUGUUGAAGUACAGUAAGGGCUGCGAUGGCUGCGAUGCCCUACAGGAAGCUCUGUCCUCCAUCCUUGGGAUCCUGAAAGCUGUUAACGACUCCAUGCAUCUCAUCGCCAUCACAGGAUAUGAGGGCAACCUGUCAGAGCUGGGUCGCCUGCUGAUGCAGGGCUCUUUCAGCGUGUGGACAGAGCAUAAAAAAGGUCACGCCAAGGUCAAGGACCUGGCCCGGUUUAAGCCCAUGCAGAGGCACCUGUUCCUGCACGAGAAGGCCCUGCUCUUCUGUAAGAGGAGAGAGGAGAACGGCGAGGGCUACGAGAAAGCUCCGUCUUACAGCUUCAAACACUCCCUCAGUAUGAGCGCCGUGGGCAUCACCGAGAACGCUAAAGGAGACUACAAGAAGUUUGAGAUUUGGUGUAACUCCAGAGACGAAGUUUUCAUAGUCCAAGCUCCAACACCAGAGAUUAAAACAUCAUGGGUGAACGAGAUACGCAAAGUUCUGACCCAACAGCUCAAAGCCUGCAGAGAUGCCAUUCAGCAGAAGAGCUCAGACUCCGCGAGUCCCACCAGCAACAACACCUCCAUCUCCCUCAGUCCCUUUCGUAGCAGUGGUCAGAAAAACCAAAAGAAGCAGGAGGAGAAGAAGGCUGAGCCAAGCACGAUCUCUGACGUCAACUCCUCUUCGUCACCGAAACACAAAGAUGAACCAGUGACCAGCCCGACGACUGACAGGUCUUCGGUGGCUAAAAAGCGUUUUACUUUGCAGGGCUUCACAAAUCUCAAGAGUCCGAAAGGCUCGGCCCUAAGCCCCGAGCACGGCUCCAAACGCCACCUGGUCAAGAGUGACCCCACACCAUUUGGGUUCAAAGGCUGGAACAAGGCGUCACUCUCGGUGGAUGCCUCAGAAGAGAAUGAUGGGUACUCCAGCGGCGAGGAUCCCAUUAACUCUGACCCCGAGGACGAAGUAGGAAAGAAGCUGGCUCCAGGAAAGUAUACGGUGGUAACAGACUGCGAGAAGGCGGGACCUCAGGAGCUGUCCGUCAAGAGCGGAGACAUGGUCCAGCUAAUCAGAGAAGGAGAGGAGGGACAGUGGUUUGUGAAGAACCUUCGCAGCAGUAAGGAGGGCUGGGUGGCAGCAGCAAACCUCCUCAGCCUCAUCUCAGAGUCCAAGUCAUCCCAGUCGCUCAGCAGCUCAGAUGGCAGCGUCUCUGGGAACCUCAGCACUUCUUCCAGCUGCAGUGAGACCUACACCAGCUUCUCGGACAUCAAACCCUGACCUGUGAUCACUCUCCCGGCUCCAUCCCUCAUCCUAAAACUAUUUCCAGUUGGAAUUACAAAACCUAAAGCUGACCCGGACAGGAGGACGGAAUCAGAGUCUUUUCAUCACACAGACAUCCACCUCGCAGUUUGUCGGAUCCAACCAAAACCAAAGCUAUCAUUGUAUCUGUGAAUGCUACCAGUGUUUAAGCUGAGUGUUGACUACACCCACCUUUUCUGAGUAUUUACAGUCACCUGUCCGUCUAACUUCAAAUGAAAAAUAGCUUAUUUCCAUUCAGCAGUAUUAUACUCUCAUCUUAAAUUAUUUUUACCUUCAAAAGUAUCAGCAUGCUGGUAGAAUAUCAAGUGUAGGUAUUUUCACAGUUCAUUCCAGUGACAGAAAAUUCAGAUAAUUUAAAUAUCAGGGAAAAAGAGUUCCUCAACACACGUGUAACAGUCAUGUGAUGUAUCACCUCCUGUCAUGCCUUCUUUAAAAAUCACAAUCUCUGUAAACUACGGAGAAAAUCAGACUAAUAACUUACUGAACAGACGUUCAGUACUGUAUUUAACCCUUCUGAUUAUGUAGCAUCAAAGUGGACACAUUUAAAGAAUAUCUGCACUAAUUGUGAGCCAUCAGCAGCUUACAAAACUGUUGGUAUCAACCUUCAAGUCAACAGCAUCCCAGCAUAGCGACAGAUUCUUGUGUGAAACAUCCACACUAUAAGACUGGUAUUUCACAUGAUCAGCUUUAGUGUCAGACAGCAAUCGUACACUGUGAAAACUGGCAGCUGGCUGCAACAAAAAAAGCGAUUUCAGUGCAUCUUGGAGCAUCACCGAGCAGGUCAAAUGUUCAGGGCCCGUUACUGUAAGUCUUGUGACCUUUUUGUACGUGGGACACAUACAAGGUGAAGUGUGUUAAAUCCCUGUAGUGUCUGGCAGGCCAGUGGUUUCAAAUUAGUUGGCUUUUAAUUUUUCCCCCAUUCAAGAACGCUGUUUUCCUCCCAUAUUGUUAAUAUGAGCUUCCUUUAACCCUGGUUUUGUGGUGUUAACUACAAAUUAAAAUACAGAGUCAAAUGUAUCACUAGGCGAAUGUCACCAACAGCACUACCUGGUGGUCAGAUGUCUUGCACUUCUCCUACUACACGUACAAAUCACUUACACAGAGAGCGGCAGCUUGGAACAACUUCUGAACCUCUUUAUUUUUUUUAUUUUUUUUUCUCCAAGAGUGAUUGUCUAACUCGCCUCUGAACUGCUCUGGAUUUACCUCUCAGGAAGCCCAAGAAGUUGCGUGGGCAGGCAGGUGUGACUGCAUACCUGCUUGUGUCGACUAAAUGUCUUUGUGUGUGUGCAUUCUCGCACGUGUGUGUGUGCUUCAGAACAAACCCGACAAGUGUAUGUCACAAAACCCCCAGAGAGGCUAUUAAGCUCCAGACACCAGCUGGAUCACAGUUACACAUAAGGUCCCAUUUAGGUAUAAUUGAGUUAUAUUACAGAGCUGUUACAGUAAUCCUAAUGCAUUCACUGCUGGAUUCAUUUAUAGUUAAGGUUAAGUUUAUUAAUAGCUUGCAUUUUGACCCUCAGUGGCCUCCAAGGGUCCCACAGUUUAAGAACCCCCGGUCAUAUAAACCGAAACAGACGCACAUAAAUGUCAACACUCUGCAUAUAUAUCCAGUUUUUGUGUCAUGGCCACCUAUCUUUGGCCUGCACUGCAGCAACAAAAGCAGGCUUUGUCCACUCCCUCUGCUCCCAGCCCCACUCAGGCAUGUGACAGUAGCCACUUCUCUACAAGCAGGGCUGACCAGGGCCCAGACCUUCUCAAGACGCUUGCACCGCCAGCCUGAGAGCAAUAUUUGUUUACUUGACAGCAUGAUGUAGCUGAGUAAAUCAUCACCGUCGAAUAACAAGAUGCAAAAAAAAAAGUCUGACUUUCGGUGUGAAUUACUCAGCAGGGGUGGUGAGUAAGCUGAGCCCUAGAUGGCCCUGUUUGGCCUUGUAGUGGGAAUGAGGAUGUUUAUACAGGUUGAUAGCACAUCUCUGACAACCAGCUGCUGUGACACCCUUCUUUACACACACACAACCUGUGCUAUUCUGAACGCUGAAUUACACCUUUUUCUUACCUUGUUUUUCAAGGGUGAACGUGUUUUUUAAACCCCGAGAUUUUCUACUGUAUCCACAAACAAUCUCUUCCUCUUUCCAUCUUUAAUGUUGAAUGUGUGACUCUGUUAUUAAGCAGAACAAUACCAAGUGCAGCAUGCUGUUAUACUAAAACCAGCCCCACCUGUUUAUUACUUAGAAUGGGUUGUAUUUGUCCACUGGCUCAACAAAGCCAUGUAUAACACCACUGUGGUUUUGAAAAAUUCGGCCCCGACUACGAUUAGCGCUCGUGAUUGAUUUUUCUCGAGCUCUUUUUGUUGAGAACCACUUUUAUACUCAAAUCAGAAAUCCCAUGUCCUCCCUGUGAAAGGAGAGAUUUUUCUCCAGAAAACGGAAGAAACUAGUUUACAGGUCUUUCGGUAUCUAACUGUGAGCUAAACCAGAGAGUAAACCGUGGCUGGCAUUAUGUGUCUAUCCGUGUAAGUUCUGUAAGACUGAGAAAUGCGUUACACUUGUACAGACGUGUCCUCUAUACCUCACAUUGUUUUCCUCGAGAGCAUGUAUAUUGUGAAGAGGAUCAUGGUCUUUGUGAGUCUCCUUGUCUCUCUGUAUAUCAUCACUCUCUGUGGCAUGUUCUUCAUAGCCCCAAUUUUAAAGCUCUCAUGUCAAAGCCCUGAACAAGGCAAGUAUUUUUACCAGGCACUGUUGUAUUUCGUGAGAGUUUAUUUUCUGCCCUCUUAUGAAAGCUGACAUGGGCACUAAACUUGUCAGUGUUUUGUCAAUAAAGCUUGUUGAAUUGUUUUCUACUUUUGACUUGGAGGCUGGAGAGAUGAGAAGGGGUAUAUUUUUUCUUUUUAUGCAGCACAUUGCAGCAACCACUGUCUUUAUUUUCCUAUUGUAUCUACUGAGUAUGGUGUUGAUAUAAAGAUAUUAUAAUGAGACAUAUCUGUGUAUAUUUGUAAAUAUGUAAUUCUGAAUUGUAUGUAAAAUGAACAGCAGCUUUAAUAAAGUCUGAGAUGGUUUCCUCUA